AUGUUUAAGCUGUCCAAAGGAGCCGUGUCAUUAGCCCUCCAGAAUCAUGGAAUGGCUCAUGGGGUAAGGUGUACUCAACCGGGUUAAAUUUGUUUGCUUAAAAUUUUCUCCCACUCUUUUUUUUCCGCGGUCAUAUUGGGUGCGGCUUGCAAGAUAAUUAUGGAACAAGGAAGCUAAAGUAGUACGUGUUUACUUGAUACUUUUUCAACAGACAGGAAAUAGAAUGGAUUAAAUACCGGCGCGAAGUCCGUUUGAAUUUGACCUUUUGAAGGCGAUUGCGCGUGUAUGUCUGAGCUAGUUCAUUUCAAAUUGCGAAAUUAGAAUGCAACUGAAAUAUCCUGAACACAGCUGAUGUGUUUACGUGAAUAAUAUGUUUACUUUUUUUAAGAAAAGGGGCUAUUUAACCAGCGACAAGUGACGAUACAAAGCUUAAGCGUUAUAUACUUUUUUCUAGUUAUACGUUUGUAUAAGAACAGCUAACGGGGAAUCAAUCUGAUCAAUCAGCGAAUUUCGAUUCAAUCAACGUCAUCAAUAAAUUUUGUUGCUAAUCAGUGCAUUGUCUGUUAUUCAAGUCUAAUGUAUAGCAAGGCUUACGGAGAAAGCCGUCACUUCGUGAGUGACUACCCACUUUAAAUUUUGCAAGGUUUAGCUCUCUGAAUUAAAAAAAAAAACAAAACAGCGGACUAUUCGUUUACACAUGUCGUCCAUGGAGUGUGAGAUUGAGAACAAUAACAAAUUUCACCUCCAAAAAUAAAUCUCUGUUUUUAUGCAGACUAUUUCCAUUGUUUCCAACAAUAAGUAUGGCUGCUAUGUUGUCUGUUUAUUUAUUCACUCAUAGAUAAUUUUGUUUUUUUCGGGGGAGGAGAGGGCAGUUUCUUCAUAAUUGAUAUUUUUAGGACGGAUUAAUAUAACAGACAGUGAGGUUGCUGAGCAAUGCCAGUGACUCUAACAACAAUGUCUGAAGAUCUCAGAAAUUUGAUUUUAAUGCCAAAGAAAAUGAUCAUUUUACAUUGGACAUGUUUACUACAGCAUUGAGCGCAGGGUUUGGAUUGAAGGCUGUUCAGCAGCUAAGAAGGUUGAUAUGAAAGUAUUCAGGAAUCAUGACCACAAUACCCAGGGAGAAACCCAGUCCAUGAACCUUGGGUCGAUGAACAGCGCUAGAUAUAUACCUCGACGCUUUGCGUCUCAGUAUAUAAUAUCCACAACCACUGAGUGUAUUCACCUCCCUUUCGUGGGAUAGUUGUGUACUAUACCUACCUUGCAGUACAGGUACAUGUGUAUGAGACCACUUGACAUGGUACCGUGCACUUGAGGCCCUUUACCCGUGAUCUGCUUGGGGAGGGUCACCAAGCCUUGUUGGUAUAUUCUUCAUCCAAUAUUUUGUCCACAUAUGAAAUAUGUGUUUUUUCAGCAUAAAAGCUUACAUUAUGAUAUUGUAUUACAUUGUACAUUGCCUUGUACACCUUUAAUGCAUGAUAAUGCUGUUUUUAUAGCAACACCCUUAAAUUUAUCUGUGCAAACUAUUAGAUAAGCUAAUGCAAGAGAUCUCUAUUUUCAUAUGGAUAAAGAAAACUGAGUAUUAACCAUGAGUAGAGGUUUCUCUCUUUCCAGGCUUUUAAUGUUUAUGAAGUCAUUUGUUGCAUAUCAGUUUUAUGCAACUGGCAUGUGACGCAAACAACUUUGUAAAUGCUAAAAGCCAUUCAAGAGAGAAACCUCUGCUCUUAAUGCACACUGAGUGUAUUUCUUUUAAGCAGGAACCAGUAUCUGUAAAACAGGGUUCCAGGCAGUAUGAUCUUUCAUGGCAACUUUAUGAAUGUCCUCUAUAUCUGUAAUGUAAACUUGUUCCUUUUGCUGUUUAUAGGAAGGGGAAGAAAAAGCCUGUUGAACCAGAAGUUAAAGAAGACAAACCAUAUUUAGAGGAACGCUAUGUAAAUAGUUUCAUAAGGGAAAUGUCAGAAAUCCGAGAACUUGUGCCCCUUCCUCCAAGCAUUGAUCUGAAUGAGUGGAUUGCAACAAACAGUAAGUGAUUAACCCUUUAAACCUUAAGAUCAAAAUUUGAAUUCUCAAUUGUCAGGGGCACCCAACGACAAUUUUCAGAAAAAUAUCUGUUCUGAAGAUGGUUUGAGAUCUAGAGUUUUCGGAACAUUUUUUGUAAAAUUUCUUGCUUCCUGCCUCUCCUAGGAUUUUUGAACAUCUAAAAUAUGGUAUAAUUGCCCAUUUAUAACAGAUUUUAACCCUUAAAAGGUCACCUAGAAUUUUCGUAAGCCUUUUUUCUUGCUGAAAUUUUCGAAAAGGUAAGUUUUGAUCCCUAUAAUUUUCAGAUCACUAGACUUUCAGCUAGGAAAUCCGAACAGAUGAAAAAUUUUUAGGGGAUAAAAAUAUGCCUGUAUAUACCGUUCAAAUACUAAAAUACCUUUAACAAUGCUAUGUUUAAGUGGUUUUCAACUAUAUUCUCGUUGGGUGCCCCUGAAUUGUUGCCCCUACUCAUUUCCUACAGAAGUAUUGGGGAGAAGUUGAUAAAAUAUCGAGCAGUUUCAUCUUGUGUGAUCAUGUUCGUAAUUCUCAUGACCACUCUGUUUUACAAAGCAUUGAUGUUACAAGGAGAAAUUUGAUGCUGAUCACUCUUAGGGCUUAAAGGGUUAAAUAAUGGGCUACAAUUUUUGCUGAUGUUUGCAUGGUUCAGCAAGGUGAUAGCUUGCUUGGUAUGGGGUUUAUAAUAUUACAUAUAAAUGUUAGGCUAACUGCAAACUGAAGCAACAACUCCCAACAUUGUUGGGUCAGCAAUGUUUGGAAUUGUUGUGUCCAUGCUGGCAGUGGUAUGCAAAGUGAUGCAACAACUCCCAACAUUGUUGGGUCAGUAAUGUUUGGAAUUAUUGUGUCCAUGCUGGCAGUGGUGUGCAAAGGGAUGCAACAACUCCCAACAUUGUUCAGUCAGCAAUGUUUGGAAUUGUUGUAUCCAUGCUGGCAGUAGUGUGCAAAGGGAUGCAACAACUCCCAACAUUGUUGGGUCAGCAAUGUUUGGAAUUGUUGUGUCCAUGCUGGCAGUAGUGUGCAAAGAGAUGCAACAACUCCCAACAGUAUUUGGAUCUGCAGUGCAUCGUGGAAAGGAUUAUUACAACCCAUAAGACUAUUAUUAGUAAGUAAAAAGAAAUGUUGGGGGUUGUUGGUUCAAACGUUUGACAGGUUUCAAACUUUGCGAAACAACUCUUAACAACACACAACAACAUACAACUGGGAGUUGUUCACCAACAAUGUUGUAUCCGUUUGUAUGUGGCUUUAUUUUUAGUCACAUAAUGUGAGCGCCUUGACCACCUAGUUAAUCCACUGUAUAUUAGAGGGCCAGUGAAGGUAUGCCGUGGCCAAGCAGCUAAAAUCUCAAACUUGUAUAGCACUGACAAUCUGGGUUCAGGCCUUGUUAUCUUGCUGUUUCCUCUGCCAAAAAAAAUUUGCUCCACCGUGGAAGUUGCUACACGAUAAAAGAGUUCAAUCCCCACAGGAUUUUCUUGGUGCACCAUUAUGGCCACUGUCACAGUGUUAUCAUUUGAUGUGAAAAUGAUCUAUGAAUGGAUCAAGGGACAUACUCUGGGGGAUAACCCUGUGUGAUGAACUUGCAUUUGUUGAAAAAGCCAGUAUAAAAUAAUUAUCGCUGCAAAUUGUGAAAUAAUAAUUUAAAAUGACCAUUAAUAUGUUGAAUAAUGAUAUUUGAUUACAGCUUUGGCCUUUUUCAACCAAGUUGACUUGUUAUAUGGAAGUGUUAGUGAGAGAUGCACUUCAACAUCCUGUCCAACUAUGUCAGCCCCAGGAGCUGUGUAAGUCAACAUUUCAUUUCUCCUGAUACUAUUCACACUUAUAGCAAGCUUAACAGGGCAUCAAAUUGCACCUAAUGUAGUGUACAGGCACUAGCGCACCAAAAUUUCCCAUUUUGGCAGUCAAAUCCUGAAAAUUAGUUUCCAAAUUGACUACUAGAAUUCUUCAUUGCACCUUGUUUGAAGAGAUUACAAGUAUUUGAAAAUGGUUAAAUGUGUAAAAUGGUCAUCCAAAUAUCCCUGUUUUAAAGUGAAAGAGGUUGCAAAUCCAAGGAUCGAUUUAGCUGACAUUUAGACAGAAAUUGUGCUCUCAAAACACUAGAAAAAGCAUAAAGAGCAUAAAGAGUUCAAAAUUUUCUGGGGUAGCAUGCCCCCUGCCCCUUGUAUGGGCUCGCACCCUCAGUGCUCUCAGCAUUUGUCGGUGAUUGAAAAAUGUCUUGAUUUUACAUACUGGUUGGACAGUCUGUGUGAGGUUCUAAGGUUUUUGCUUGGAAAAGGUUCCAAUGGAAUUUUCAUUGAAAUAUUUUUUUUCAGAGUUUAUUUGUGGCAUGAUGACAAAGGCAAAAAGAUUACAAAGACAAAUGUUUCAGCACCUCAGUAUAUUGACUACGUUAUGUCAUGUUCUCACAAUUAUCUGCAUGAUGAUGCAGUGUUUCCUACAAAAUAUGGUGAGUUUAAAGGAAAAGGUGGUGGUGAGUUUAAGAAGACAUGUAGAGAGCAUAUAAUAGUAAAAACCUAGUGCAACAACAACAUCAGAAAAACAAACAGGUUUAUAAAUGUUACUGAGCAAAACCACACUUCUGCAUGUUUGUCACACUUUAAUUAGUUACAUUUCUUUUUUGUCACUGAAUGCAUGACUGUGAUGUGAAAUUAAUCUACCCUUACCCUUGUAUGGCUAAAAUAACUUUCAUUCUUAGCACAAGAGCAGCAUGUCUUUCUUGCACUGACUUCAGGGGGUUAAAUAAAGAUUAAUAUACUUUGCACACUAAAGCAACUUUAACCUAUGUGAUUUAAUUUUUCUGUUUAUAAUCUACAUUUCAUUAAUUUUGUUUCAAGGUAGAAAUUAACUUUAAUUAGGUUUCUUUUAGAUGGCACAUUGUAGUCAAGUGCACUCUGGCUAUAGGUGUACAUGUUGUACAUUAUAUGCAUGUGUACCAGUGUAUUCUAAAUCUUUAAAUUAUCUUAAUAUGUUAAUGAAAUUCUUAUGCAAAUGCAAUGUUAUCCCUUGUACCAUAAGAAGGAAGCAUUAUAUGUGGAAAAAUUUACAGAGAAAGCCUCUGUGGCAAGUUUUAAAAUAACCAAUUAAUUAUAUUUUGUUUAUUUUCCCCUGUAGGAAUGACAUUUCCACCAACUUUUAUGACAACAGUGCGCAAGAUUUUCAAACUUCUCUUUCAUGUGCUGGCUCACAUUUACUAUGCUCAUUUCAGUGAUCUGUUAAAUCAUGAACUGCAUUCUCACAUUAACACUGUGUUAAUGAACUUCAUUUUAUAUCAGCAAGAAUUUCACUUGCUUGACCCCAAGGAAACAGCACCAUUAGAUGACUUACUUCAAGCAAUGGGCCUGAUUAGUCAGAGUUAG
This is a messenger RNA of Porites evermanni, 5384 nucleotides long. NCBI's taxonomy places the organism in Eukaryota, Metazoa, Cnidaria, Anthozoa, Scleractinia, Poritidae. The record is from the annotation of a GenBank genome assembly.